Condylura cristata (star-nosed mole) is the source of this 1252-nucleotide messenger RNA. RefSeq names its product protein kinase (cAMP-dependent, catalytic) inhibitor beta (gene PKIB). The transcript is spliced from 6 exons. The record is from RefSeq and is a predicted model, not a curated record. Gene Ontology annotation, cellular component: cytoplasm; nucleus. Bases 270 to 599 code for a protein of 109 amino acids. Gene Ontology annotation, molecular function: cAMP-dependent protein kinase inhibitor activity. NCBI's taxonomy places the organism in Eukaryota, Metazoa, Chordata, Mammalia, Eulipotyphla, Talpidae. Gene Ontology annotation, biological process: negative regulation of cAMP-dependent protein kinase activity.
GCGAGCUGGAGUCCGCGUCGUUGCUCACGGCCACUGACUAGCGGAGAGAGACCCAGCGCGAGGGAACCUGCUGGCGCUGCUGGGGUCAUGGAAUUCUGAAGAAUUUAAUCAAGAGAAAUCUGGGGGAAGCUGGAAAUCACUGACUUAUUAAAUCCACACAGGAGGAGAAAAGAUAGUGGAAAGAACAUCUAUCAGCACUCCUUCCUAAACCUGUUUAAAAAACAAACAGCAUAUUUUAAUCAGAGAUUUCCCCUGGACCACAGGCCACCAUGGAUGUGCACCUCGAUAACCUUGAGGGUCAGGAGAACACAAGCAACAUCGACAAGGAAAAGAACAGCACAGGAGAUAAGCAAGAUGUUGCUAUGAGGACAGAUUCAUCAGAAAUGACUGAGGUGGAACAUGUGAUCACCAGUUUUGCAGCUUCAGCAAGGACAGGCCGCCGAAAUGCCAUCCCAGACAUCCAGGGUUCAACUGCGACAGGUGAACUCUCAAAGUUACCCCUCAAACUGGAGAACCUCUCCUUGAAGAAAGAUGUAAUAAAAAAAGAUGAAGAAACAACACAAGACCAACUGGAAAAACCUUCAAAUGAAGAAAAAUGAAGGCUCAUAACAUAUUGCAAGUGCUGACUUUCUGCACUUUGAAAGACUUAGUGGUUCUGCUAUCCUGCGGUGUUUGAUCUGGUAGUAACUAUGGUAACAUUACAGCCCUAAGCAACAUGUGUAUUAGAUAAUUUUGGUGUAAUGCUACUACUUGGAUUGCAACCAUGAUGUACAAUAUAGGUUAUUAAAAGUCAAUUUGCUUCCAAAUUGCACACAAGGAAAAAUUUAAAAAAAUGGUCCCUUUAAAAAAUACUGUCUAUAAACCCCAAAAAACCAUUGUUCUCUUUUGAAAUUAAUUUGGUCAUAUAUUUUUAAUUACAUGCUUAUGGUAAUGGGUAGACCAUUGAUGUGAAACUUCGUAGAAUUUGUAGCAAAUUAUGUUUUUGGUGAGAAGGGAUAAUAGCAUAAUCAAAAACACUUGAAUAGAGUAUAUUUGUUCUUAACCAAAAAUAUCUAAUUUUCUCUUACAAAGAUUUAGAAAAAUAGCAAAGUUUGAUAAACCAAAUUUUUCUCUAGGAUGUUUUUGUCUGAUAUAUUUUGCUUCUGGUCUGUGCAUACUGUGAUUUUACAUGUGGGCUCUUAAAAUGCAAAAUAUGUGACAAAUUGUUUAUAUAGAACAUGACUAUUAAAUGAAUUUCACUAUCUUCCUUAAC